AUGUCAAGAAUUGACUGCGCUUUCAUCAAUUCAGCAUGGCUAAAUAUCAUGGCUAGUUUUCGAGUACAAUUCCUACUAGAAAAUAUUAGUGAUCAUUGCCCUUUAAAAUUGACUCCAUAUAGUGCACAAAGGAAGAACAAGGAUGCUUUCAAGUUUUGUAAUGUGUGGUCCUCACAUCCAGAUUUUUUGGAGGUAGUUAAGGAAGGCUGGACGCAAUCAAUCCAGGGGUGCAGCAUGUUUCAAGUUAUGAAGAAGAUGAAAUUGUUGAAUGUUAAAUUUAAAAGUUUCAGUAGAAGAUAUUUUAGUGACAUUGUAGCAAGGGAAGAUGAAGACAGGUUAGCACUUGCAAAGAUACAAUCAGAAUUGCAUAGAAAUCCUCUUGAUACUAGGAUUCAACAGGUAGAGAAUGAUCUCUUUCAAAGGUUCAAGAGGUCAUCCGAUCUUGCUAAGUUCUUCAGUAGAAUGGUGACAGAUCAACAAGAGAUAGCAGAUGUAUUUGUAGAAUAUUACCAGGUGCUACUAGGGACUAAAGGGGGUAACAGAAUAGCAGCUUUUCAGAGCUUUAUGAAAAAUGGACAUACUUUGACUACAUCACAACAGCUAAAGCUGGUGAGGCAAUACACAGCUGCUGAAGUCAAGAAGCAAUAUUUAGCACUGAGGAAACUAAGAGUCCAGGUAAUCAGUAAGAGACUCAAGGAAGCACUUUAUGCCUUGGUUGCUGACAACCAAGCUGCGUUCAUUGAAGGGAGAUCUCUCCUACACAAUGUACUAAUAUACCAUGAUUUGUUGAGAUACUAUAAUAGGAAGACUACACCUAGGUGUUUAGUGAAAAUUGAUCUUAAGAAGGCAUAUGAUAUGGUUAGCUGGGAUUUUUCAGAAGAGAUACUCAGAUGUUAUGGAUUUCUUAUACCAUUUAUAAAGCUCAUUAUGGUAGGUGUAACAUCAACUUCUUUCACUAUCAAGGUUAAUGGAGAAGGCUAUGGAUAUUUUAAAGGAAAGAGAGGGCUCAGACAAGGAGACCGUAUGUCUCUUCUCUUUGUGUUGGUUAUGGAAUAUCUGUCAAGAGUUCUAAGGCAAAUGGGUGACCUGCCAGACUUUCAAUAUCAUCCUAUGUACAAAAGCACUAAGCUAACUCAUCUUAUUUUUGCAGAUGACUUAAUAUUGUUCGUUAAAGGCACCAUAAAGUCUAUAUACAGAAUGAUGGAAGCUAUCAAUCAUUUCAGUGGCCAACCUGGACAAAUCACACAUAUUUUUAGCUCGGAUAGAAGAGGAUUUGAAAAAGGAAAUCUUGGAUACUAUUGGAUUUUCUCUUGGCUCAUUACCUAUGAGGUCAUCAAUGCUGUGCUUUUUUCUGUGUAUAACUUUUGGGGAGCUGUUUUUAUACUCCUUCAAACUGUGUCUAAAGCAAUAGAUAGGAAGUGUAGGGAUUACUUAUGGGGCAGCACUGAAGAGCAUAGGAAAAUGUCUUUGGUUGCUUGGAAAAAAGUCCGUCAACCAAAGAAAUUUGGAGGACUUAAUAUCAAAGGAUGCAAGCAAUGGAAUGUGGCCUCUAUAGGUAAGCUAUUAUGGCAAUUGACUUGUAGAGACAUAUGGGCUCAUAAGCCACCUAUGGAUUAUAGCUGGUAUUGGAAGAAGUUGAAUGAACUAAACGAAAAGUUGGCACAGUGGUACACGGGCAACAUUUAUAAUCUGGCAAGUAGUGGCGUUUACUCUAUUUCAUGCAGCUACAUUGCUAUGGCUGAUUUGAGUACAAGGUUGCGAGAGGCAGAGCUGAUUUGA
Messenger RNA from Nicotiana tabacum (common tobacco), 1779 nucleotides. The record is from RefSeq and is a predicted model, not a curated record. NCBI's taxonomy places the organism in Eukaryota, Viridiplantae, Streptophyta, Magnoliopsida, Solanales, Solanaceae.